GGGAGGCGAACCUUCGGCGGCGGGCGCGGCUGCGCGCUCCUGGGGGCGCUCCUGGCCAUUCCUCUCGCCACUGCAUGAAUGGACAUUUGAACGUGCUGUUGUCAAACACCUGCGAGCAUGGAGACCUCAUCAGUGCUUUCCUCUUUAAACGAUGAGUGUAAAUCAGACAACUACGUUGAGCCUCACUACAAGGAAUGGUAUCGGGUAGCCAUUGAUACUCUGAUUGAACAUGGGUUGGAAGCAUACCAAGAAUUUCUUACGAAGGAACGAGUUUCAGAAUUUUUAGCUGAGGAAGAAAUUAAUUAUAUUUUGAAAAAUGUCCAGAAAGUUCCACAAAGUACAACAUACGGUCCUGACAACAAUUCGUGCGAUGAUGCUUCAUCUUCGGGGACUUACUGGCCCAUUGAGUCUGAUGUGGAGGCUCCAAACCUUGACUUAGGAUGGCCAUACGUAAUGCCUGGACUCUUAGGAGGGACCCACAUAGACCUCCUCUUUCACCCACCAAGAGCACAGCUUCUUACAAUAAAGGAGACUAUUCGGAAGAUGAUAAAGGAAGCAAGAAAGGUCAUUGCUUUAGUAAUGGAUGUAUUUACAGAUGUGGAUAUUUUCAAAGAAAUAGUUGACGCAUCAUCUCGAGGGAUAUCUGUAUACAUUCUGCUCGAUGAGUACAAUUUUAAUCAUUUUCUAAAUAUGACUGAGAAACAAGGUUGUCAAGUGCAACGUCUCAGGAAUAUUCGAGUGCGGACAGUAAAAGGCCAAGAUUAUAUUUCAAAAACAGGAGCAAAAUUCCAUGGAAAAUCGGAACAGAAAUUUUUAUUAGUUGACUGCCAGAAAGUUAUAUACGGUUCUUACAGCUACAUGUGGUCAUUUGAAAAAGCUCACCUCAGCAUGGUUCAGAUAAUCACAGGACAACUGGUUGAGUCCUUUGAUGAAGAAUUUAGAACUCUGUAUGCUAGAUCCUGUGUCCCCAGUUCAUUUGCUCAGGAAGAAUCAGCAAGGGUGAAACAUGGCAAAGCGCUCUGGGAGAACGGUACUUACCAGCGUUCGGUUUCUUCAUUAGCGUCUGUUUCCAGCCAAAGAAAUCUUUUUGGUAGACAAGACAAUUUUCAUAAACUAGAAUCUAGUUACUUCAAAAACAGAGGGAUAUAUACACGAAAUGAACAUGACAAAUAUAACAUAAGAAAUCACGGAUACAAACCUCAUUUUGUUCCAAACUUUAAUGGCCCAAGUAAAAUCCGUCAGUAUCAACCCAGUCAGAUAAAUGAAAAUUGGAAAAGACAUAGUUAUGCUGGGGAACAGCCAGAAACAACUCCAUUCCUGCUGCUUAACAGGGCUCUGAAUCGAACUAAUAAUCCACCUGGUCAUUGGAAGAGGCCUUCAGAUAGUCUCAGUGUGGCAUCGUCAUCACGGGGAGGCUGUGCAAACCAACAUCACACACCUGCCCAGAGUUUUGCCAAUCGGCUUGCUCAGAGAAAAAUAACAAAUCUCCCAGACAGGAAUUCAAAUGUGCGGAGGUCUUUUAAUGGGACAGAUAAUCAUAUUCGCUUUUUGCAACAACGAAUGCCAACCCUGGAACAUACCACAAAGUCAUUCCUGCGUAACUGGAGAAUUGAAUCCUACUUAAAUGAUCAUUCAGAAGCUAUUCCUGAAUCAAAUGGAUCAGCUCUAGGUGACCGGUUUGAAAGCUAUGAUAGUUCUGAGAAUUUGAAAGCCAAUGCCCUUUAUACUCAUUCUCGACUUCGUUCAUCUUUUGUAUUUAAACCAACUUUACCUGAGCAGCAAGAAGUUAACAGCUGUACAACUGGCUCCUCAAAUUCAACUAUCACUGGUUCCCAGGGAAGUGACGUGCCUAAAGAGGUCCCAGAUACCCCUACAAGUGUACAGCAUUUGACAGACAAACCCUUACAAGAAUCAGUCCCCAAGGUUCUGUUGCAGUCAGAGACACCAAUAAUGCACACUUUGCAGGUUCCUGAAAACCACUCAGCAGUCUUAAAUCAUACUACAAAUGGCCAUACAGAUUCAAACAACUAUUUAUAUACAACUUUGUGUGUAAAUAAGCAGACAGAAAAUCUAAAGAACCAACAGAAUGAGAAUCUGCUUAAAAGGCGAAGUUUCCCAAUCUUUGACCACACAAAAGCCAAUUUAGAUCAUGGAAAUAGUAAGCAUUAUGUAUAUAGUACACUCACCAGGAAUCGAGUUAGACAACCAGAAAAACCCAAAGAGGAGCUACUGAAAAGUUCUAAAAGCAUGCACAAUGUGACCCAUAACAUGGAAGAGGAUGAUGAAGUUGUCAAGAGAGACCCUCCAACCAGCGCCACUACCAAGUCAAUUUCCAUUGCUGCUUUACUUGAUGUGAACAAAGAGGAGCCCAACAAAGAACUCACUUCAAAGAAGGAAGUUAAAGGUUCCCCAAGUUUUUUGAAAAAAGGAUCCCAGAAGUUAAGGUCAUUACUUAGCCUUACUCCAGAAAAGAAAGAAAAUCUAUCCAAAAAUAAAGCACCCGCCUUUUAUAGAAUGUGUAGUAGUUCUGAUACUUUAGUUUCUGAGGGUGAAGAAAAUCAAAAACCCAAAAAAUCAGAGCCAAAAGUUGAUUCAUCUCCUAGAAGAAAGCAUUCUUCUUCUUCAAACUCUCAAGGCAGUAUCCACAAGAGUAAGGAAGAUGUCACAGUUAGCUCAUUUCAGGGGCUGAAUUCUCCAUCUGAAGAAACUAGUAAAAUAAUACCUUCUCCAGGUCCAGUUGAAAGGGCGGGAGAUGCCUCUGCCCCAAGAUUUAACACAGAACAGAUCCAAUACCAAGAUUCCAAGAUCAGUGCAGUUGUGUCCCCUGAAAGAAAACCAGCUCCUUCUCCAAGGCUAAAGCCCAACGAGCUUCUAAGAUCUCAAUCAACUGACCGACGAGUUUACAGUCGUUUUGAGCCCUUUUGUAAGAUUGAGAGCACUAUUCAGCCAGCCAGCAACAUGCCAAAUACCAGUGCACACCAUCCAGAAGUAAAAUCCACAACUAUGGGCAACAAUUAUGGCAGGUCAAACCCAAUGCUUAAUUACAGCAGUGGUGUUUAUCGCUCAUAUCAGCCCAAUGAAAGCAAAUUUCGAGGAUUUAUGCAAAAGUUUGGAAACUUCAUACACAAAAAUAAGUGAAAUACCAUAAUUUCAAAUAGAUAUUAAAAUACAAAUUAAUGUUGUUUUAUUUGUCCAAAGAACACUGUGGACCAAUCUGCAAUAGACUGAUAGAUUUCUGAAUGGGUGAAAUUUUGGAUCUUAUGUGUAUAUUUACGAGACACUAAUGCACAGUAAAGGUGUUAUUGUUCUAUAUGAUAAAGUUAGCUGUGCAUAAUUACACUGUCAAUGGAAUUUCUCUGUAAACAUAUGAUUGUUAUGGUAACGGUGAAAACCAAAUGUAAUUAAAUUGUUUUUUUCAGACUGAAGAUCUUAAGUCUUAAAUUGAUACUAUAGUGGAGGGAUGCUGUAUGGAUUUUAUCUUCUUGUUCCGAAGUCUGUUAAAAAAGCAUCAUAAUAGUAAUCAGGGACCUGUUUUAACAUGUCUUUAUGGGGUUUACAUGUCUUCAAAAAUGUAAGAACACAAGAAGCCUUUUUUUGUUUUUAACUGUAAAUUCUACAAGACAGCUUGUUAUAUUGUAUUAAUGUUAUUAAUUUUCCUAUAGAGCACAAGAAAAUACAACUGGUUGGUUAGCAAAAGUACAAUUUAAACUGUAUAACUUAGUGAAAUUUUUAUUUUGCCUGAGGUGUUUGCAAAGUGUCAGCCUCAGGUAGUACAAGUACAUCACAGGAGUUUAUUUUCCUGAUUCUUUGAAAAACAUCCAGAAUGUGUUUCUUUCCACUCUAGAAAUAGGGAGACUGUAUCUACUUACCCACUGGCUGCUGUUCUGUAGUCAUUCCUUACUUCAAAUUUACAGCAAGCCAGCAGGAAUUUAGAAAACCUCCACUCUUCACCUCCCUUUUUAGUAUAUAAAAACUUUUAGAAAUUAAGUUAAGAUGACAAUUCUUAGGAAUUUUGCUUGCAAAAUUCUUUGCUCUUUUUUUCAAACUGGGCCAAAUAUGAUGUGACCACAUAGUGUUUUCAUAAGAAUAUCAUCCUGAAAAUGAGAAGUAUACUUAAGACUAGUUCUUCCAUGACCAUGUGGCCUACUAGAAGGUCUUAAAUCUUUCUGUAUCUUAAUUUGUUGAUGAUAUUCAGAUUAUAAGAUACUCUUUACCUUUCUUAGAGUAAUAAAAUAAAAGCUCCAUGUUUAUCACAGAGACUUUAACUUGGUUUUCCUCCAUUCAUAAAUAAUAGAAUUCAGGAAACAAUGCAUCAUUUCAGAAGUUUCAAGUAUUUCUACAACACAUUAUAUGUAUUAUUUAACACCUUCUAGAUUGGUAUGUAGGGCAUUAUGCAAUUGUUCUAGAAAUUUAUGAUUCAGCCAUGCAUUUAUAAUUCUAUCAUUAAAAUAAUUAAAAUAAUGGAACUAAUAUCUAUGUAAUUAAAAUAAUUUCCAUUAGUUUAUAAAAAAACAUGAAAGGAAACAUAGCAUGGAAGCAUAACUAACAAUUAUUGAGCACUUACUGUAGACCAGGUAAUGAACUAGAACCUUAAGUUCUAACUCACUAUUUUGUGGGUACCAUUGUCCUCAUUAUUUAUAGAUGAGAAAUGAGAUGAUAAUUGGGACUCAGAGAAGUAAUGUCCCAAUUCAUAAAUCAUAAGUAAUGACUCUAAAGUGCCUGUAACAUUCUGUCACCUACCAAAAGCAUUCAGUGCCUACUUGACCAAAUCGGGCAAGGAUUCAAUGAGAGAAAGUUUAUGAAAGCACAUAGCCUAUUUCCUGACUCAAUAGCAAUCAACCAGGAAAGACUAAGUUGAUUUUCACCAGACAACAAGGACACAAAAGGGUUUAGAUUAAUCACAGUAGGUGAGAUUAGGGAAUUAAAUAGACAGUAAUUUCUGAAUAUAAUCUGAUAGGACUGGUUUUAAUUGCCAGGUGGCCAUUUUGAUCUCCUUCCCAUCUACCUGAAGCAGUAAGAGGAAGGAAAACGAGCCAGAAGUGAGUUGUAAUCUGCUCCCUGGGCUUCUGUGCUAGAGAAAGUAGUCCAUUAGGUUAGGAGGCUGGUUGGGGAAAAGGAGUUCCAUAUUAAACAGAUUAUCUCAUUAAAUAUUCACAAUAACCCUGUGAAUUUAAGUAUGUCCCUUUGCAAAUGAGAAAACCAAGUCUCAGAGAACUUAAGUAACCCAAAAGUAAAACAGCUCUGAAUUGUCAGAGCAAGAGUUUGAACAUUGGUGGUUUGGAAUUGUAUAUACUCCAGAAAAACAUGUUCUUAAAGUUAAUGCAUUUCUGUGGGUGUGAACCCAUUGUCAGUAGGACUUUUUGAUGAGGUUCCCUCAGUUAAGUUGUAGCCUGCCUCAGUCAGGAUGGGACUUAAUCCUAUUACUGGAGUCCUUUAUAAGAGAAUGAAAUUCGUUCAGAGAGAAAGCCACAGGAAGCAAGAAGCUGACAUGGAGCCUGCAAGAGCCCAGGAGAUGCCACCAUAUGCC
Messenger RNA from Choloepus didactylus (southern two-toed sloth), 5527 nucleotides. It is a transcript of the gene SACK1B, whose product is annotated as family with sequence similarity 83 member B. The record is from RefSeq and is a predicted model, not a curated record. Gene Ontology annotation, cellular component: cytoplasm; membrane. NCBI's taxonomy places the organism in Eukaryota, Metazoa, Chordata, Mammalia, Pilosa, Megalonychidae. The transcript is spliced from 5 exons. Gene Ontology annotation, biological process: epidermal growth factor receptor signaling pathway. Bases 118 to 3138 code for a protein of 1006 amino acids.